CAAGACAGGGGGUUCAGCUGGAUAACAGACAGAGAAAAGACAACAGCAAGAAGACACAGAAGGUUAGAAUGAUGAGGAUCACAUUUCUUCUUCUUCUCUCUGUCCUCCUGCUGCAGCUUGGGCACACCGAGGAUCACCACAAACAUAGAUCACAGCAACAGAAGUGUUCACACAGAUGUCACACAAUUCAGCCUCAGGGGGACCACCACCCUACCAAACCACUGAGCCCCCCUUUGGAGAAGGAGAUUCAGCCUCAGGGGGACCUCCGCCCUACCAAACCACUGAACCCCCCUUUGGAGAAGGAGGUUCCGGAAGGAUUACCCCUUGGCGAUGCACUCAAUCAAGAUGAUGUGAUUACAAAAACUGCUGUAACUGUAGCAGCGGAUUCUGAGAACACACAAUCGCAGCUGGAACCUAAACCCACCUCCAGUUUUAUCCCUCUCCCUCCUCUCCAUAAAGCCUCAGCCCGUAACCUGCUGUCUCAGGAGUGUGUGCUUGGGAAAUACACUCGCUUGUCCUGCGCUAAAGUAUUCUGCCCACCAUGGCAGCGCUGCAUCGAUGGGCAGUGUGUGUGUAAACUGCCCUAUCAGUGUCCACGGACUGGAGCAACUGCGUGUGGACUGAACGGGAGGAGCUACCUUUCCUUGUGCCACGCUCAGGCCAUCUCCUGCCGAUACAAAAAACCUGUAUUCUCUCACUACACUUAUCUCGGAAACUGUGCAGAGGACUCUUUUAAAGUGUCGUUACAGGAGCUCAAGGAUGAGCAGGUGGUUCGGGUGAGCAUAGUUAAUGAGGAAGUACUGAUUUGUGCUUCAAACUCAUGGGACACGGCAGCCGCUAAUGUUGUAUGCAGACACACCAGCAGUGAUAGCAGAGGAGCACUGGCAUUGGGGACGAGCAAGUUUAAGGAUGUAGAAGAACAGUAUGGCUUGAAGUGUAUCAGUGUACAGUGUACGGGAGCGGAGCACUCCCUGGCCGAAUGUAUACUUUCCAAACCUUUCCCCAUCAGUGAUAACACAUCUGUUGCUACAGUAACAUGCUACACAGAACAACAAGGCAGGGAGGAGUGUGAUGAGUUCCGCUGUGUUAAUGAGAAGUGUGUGUCGUGGGAACAUAUCUGUGAUGGACUGGAUGACUGUGGAGACAACAGUGAUGAAAUGUGCUGCACAGAUUGCCAAAAGGGUGCUUUCCACUGCAAAACUGGAGUGUGUCUACCACGCCAAGCUGUUGGAGAUCAGAUACGGGAUUGUUUAGGAGGCGAAGACGAACUCGAAACAUCCACAGACAUCAGUAAGAUUCGUCCUAAAUCAGAUUCACAAGUCUGGUCAAAUCCUAAGGAAGAUAUCCAGAAAGCACGCAAUCACACAGAGACUCUGCAGUGUGGAAUUCCCAACAUGGAGUAUGUUUAUAAGACAGAGGAAGAAGCACAAUACAGACGCACUAAACGUGUGGUGGGGGGAGAGGAAGCUCUGCCGACUCAGAUACAGUGGCAGGUGGCCGUGCAGGAAGAUGACAGAAUCCACUGCGGUGGUGCUUACCUGGGCGGGUGCUGGGUUCUGACUGCUGCCCACUGUGUCAGGCAGAAGCCCCAGGCAUUCCGGAUUAAAUUCUCUCUGUGGAAGAAGCUGUCUCUGCUGAAAACCACUGACAGUGUCCCUGUGAAGAACAUCAUCAUUCACCGUGACUACAACCCAAGCACCUAUGAGAAUGAUAUUGCGCUCAUCCAGCUGGAGGAAUUAGCCAAUGUGAAAGAGUGCCUCUACCCGAACCCGGCCGUGCGGUCCGUCUGUGUCCCCUGGUCCCCGCUGCAGUUUCCUCCCAACUACACCUGCACUGUCUCUGGUUGGGGACGCAACAAACAGGGAGACAGUGUGAACAUACUGAAGUGGGCCAGUGUGAAUCUCAUCUCUAACUGCAGGUCCUACUACAAGGAACGCUUCUACGAGGGAAUGUUGUGUGCAGGUGAUCUAGAGGGAAAUGUGGACUCUUGCCAGGGUGACUCCGGAGGUCCAUUAGUGUGUAAGGAUGCUAGUGGUGUGUCAUAUGUGUGGGGAAUCGUGAGCUGGGGAGAAAAGUGUGGAGAAGCCGGCUUCCCCGGAGUGUACACUGAAGUGGCUCAUUAUUUCGAGUGGAUUCGGCAACACACCGGCUGGUCUGUAGUCACCAAGUACAAUCAAUGAAGUGGAACCAGCUAGUCCAUUCUCACUUAUAAUGAGAAUAAUGGAGAUGAAGUUGAGAUAGAGUAGGUAUUGGUACUACAUAGGGUAGGCAAAGAGAUAGAGUAGGCAAAGUUGUAUUGGUAUUACAUUUAAACAGAUGGCCAUACAACAUGA
Messenger RNA from Neoarius graeffei (lesser salmon catfish), 2333 nucleotides. RefSeq names its product complement factor I (gene cfi). Gene Ontology annotation, cellular component: membrane. Gene Ontology annotation, molecular function: protein binding; serine-type endopeptidase activity. The transcript is spliced from 16 exons. Gene Ontology annotation, biological process: proteolysis. NCBI's taxonomy places the organism in Eukaryota, Metazoa, Chordata, Actinopteri, Siluriformes, Ariidae. The record is from RefSeq and is a predicted model, not a curated record. Bases 69 to 2180 code for a protein of 703 amino acids.